AUGCAUCUGCUACCUCGGGAGCGCGAUAAGCUGUACGUGCGCGAGAUUGGUUUGCUGGCGCAAACACGCCUAGCGCGUGGAAUUCGUUUGAAUGAGACAGAAGCGAUUGCUUUGAUCUCUGCAGUGCUGCAGGAAAUGGCCCGCUCUGGCAAGUACACGGUAGCGUCGCUCAUGCAGUAUGGUAAAACGCUCCUAGGGUAUCGGCAAGUUCUUCCAGGCAUCUCCCAGACGAUUCCAGAGGUCAUGAUUGAAGCUACUUUCAAUGAUGGAACAUUUCUUGUGAGCGUCCAUGAUCCAAUUUGCUCGCCUGAGGGGAACUUGUCACUUGCAUUGCUCGGCUCAGGCCUGGAAGCGCCGUCACCAGAUGUGUUCCCACGUAUUUUCACUCCAGAGGGACCUGUUCCAGGUCGAAUCAUUGCGCUGGAUUCUGCCCCACCGAUCACGCUGUUUCCAGACUACCGUCGAUUGUCGCUUGAGAUGACAAAUACGGGCGACCGUGCCAUUCAAGUUGGUUCACAUUUCCCUCUUCACAAAGUGAAUCGUGCGCUUGAAUUUCCACGUGAGGUAGCUAAAGGAUAUAAACUAGACGUGGCAGCUGGCACGGCCAUUCGCUUUGAACCAGGUGUGAAAAAGCGUGUGACUGUAGUCGAGACGGGCCCGACGUACAGGCGACGCAUUAAGGCAGGCGAUUCGGAGAUACUUCCGGGCCCAGAGCCAUUUUCACUGUCGCGGGCGGCGUAUGCAUCACUGUAUGGUCCGACGACAGAUGAUCGUGUCCUGCUUGGCGACACGAAUCUCUGGGCAGUCGUUGAGAAAGAUCACACCUCAUACGGCGACGAGUCGACAUUCGGUGGUGGCAAAGUCUUGCGUGACGGCAUGGGUCAGUCACCAGGACGUGCUUCUUCUGAUGUGCUCGAUACAGUUGUCACGAAUGCCUUGAUCGUCGACUACUCGGGCAUCAUCAAGGCGGACAUUGGCAUCAAGAAUGGUCUCAUUGCUGGAAUUGGCAAAGCAGGUAAUCCUGAUACGAUGACAUAUGUGACACAAAACAUGAUUAUUGGCUCUUGCACUGAAGUAAUCGCUGGCGAGAAUCUGAUCGUGACUGCUGGCGGUGUCGAAACUCACACCCAUUUCUUGUCCAUGGACAUGUGUAUUGAGGGUCUGGCCUCUGGUCUCACGACGUUGGUUGGCGGCGGUACGGGUCCAGCUGCUGGCAGUCGAGCUACCACAUGCACUCCAGGGCCUUGGCACAUAAGAAAAAUGCUCCAAGCGACCGAUACACUACCGGUGAAUGUCUUGCUGACAGGCAAAGGCAAUGACUCUGGUGAGCUUCCUCUGCGAGAGCAGAUUGAGGCUGGCUGCGGUGGUCUGAAGCUUCAUGAAGAUUGGGGUGCGACACUUGAGGCCAUUGAUACAUGUCUUCGUGUGUGUGGGGAGUAUGAUGUUCAGUGUACGAUCCACACGGACUCGCUGAACGAGUCCGGUUUCGUAGAAGACACACUAAAAGCCAUCGGCGGUCGUACUAUCCACACGUACCACUCUGAAGGCGCCGGUGGUGGACAUGCGCCAGAUGUGAUUCGAGUGUGCGGUGAGCCGAACAUUCUACCCGCGUCGACGAAUCCAACACAACCGUAUGCAUCAAAUACGAUCGAUGAGCACAUGGACAUGCUCAUGGUGUGCCAUCACCUGUCAAGAAAUAUCGCGGAAGAUGUUGCGUUUGCCGACUCACGUAUCCGGGCUGAAACCAUUGCUGCUGAGGAUGUCCUGCACGACAUUGGAGCCAUUAGCAUCAUGAGCUCAGACUCCCAGGCCAUGGGACGUAUUGGCGAAGUCAUAUCUCGGACGUGGCGUGUAGCCGACAAAAUGAAAGAGAUGCGUGGUCCUCUCAUUUCCUCGCAUGGCAAGGACUCGCUGACCAACGACAAUGCACGCAUCCGACGCUAUGUGGCCAAAUACACGAUCAAUCCAGCCAUUGCACAUGGCAUCUCGCAACACGUUGGGUCCGUGGAAGUAGGCAAGAUCGCUGACCUCGUACUAUACCGACCCAAGCAUUUUGGUGUACGCCCAGAAAACAUCAUCAAAGGAGGCCAGCUUGUCAUGUCAAACACAGGCGACUCGAACGGCUCCAUUCCGACGGUGCAACCAGUGUACUUGCGCCCGACAUUCGGCUUCCAGCCAGUCUGUGCAGCAGAUAACAGCGCAGCAUUCGUUAGUAUGGCAAGCAUUCGGAACGUCGGCAAGUAUGGCCUGAGGAAGCGCUGCUUGCCUGUUUCGGGAUGUACCGGUCUUGGCAAGAAAGACAUGAAACUGAACUGUGAGACACCCAAGAUAUCAGUGGAUCCGGAAACUUUUGUUGUCACGGCCGAUGGCCAAGACAUGAAGACUGAGCCUGCGACCAAGGUUGCGCUUUCAACUGGCACAGGUAUAUUUUAA
This is a messenger RNA of Malassezia globosa CBS 7966, 2433 nucleotides long. RefSeq lists its product as uncharacterized. Gene Ontology annotation, cellular component: urease complex. Gene Ontology annotation, biological process: urea catabolic process. Bases 1 to 2433 code for a protein of 810 amino acids. The record is from RefSeq and is a predicted model, not a curated record. The transcript is spliced from 2 exons. Gene Ontology annotation, molecular function: urease activity; nickel cation binding. Lineage: Eukaryota; Fungi; Basidiomycota; Malasseziomycetes; Malasseziales; Malasseziaceae.